Cryptosporidium ubiquitum is the source of this 3474-nucleotide messenger RNA. RefSeq lists its product as uncharacterized. The record is from RefSeq and is a predicted model, not a curated record. Gene Ontology annotation, molecular function: translation initiation factor activity; protein binding; mRNA binding. Lineage: Eukaryota; Apicomplexa; Conoidasida; Eucoccidiorida; Cryptosporidiidae. Bases 1 to 3474 code for a protein of 1157 amino acids. Gene Ontology annotation, cellular component: eukaryotic translation initiation factor 4F complex. The transcript has a single exon.
AUGGUGGCAGAGAAGCAACAGGAGCGUCAUAAUAAUGAUAAGAAGCGAAAGUUCAGGCGUCCAUUUCAAAGGUCACCAACGAAUGGAGCUCUAAAGAGCAGUAUAGGCAAAGAAAAGGAUAAAGUACACAACAGAUAUAUAUCCACAAAUGCGAAUACUGGCGGAGGUUUUAAUGGUAGUCAGGCAAAUGGUAAUGUAGGUAAGAAUUUUAAAGAUGCGAAUGAAGGUUCUUCUGAGAUUGUAAACAAUAAUAGCGGAAGUAACAAUAACAUUAAUAACAAUGAAUCGCGUUUAAAUAAUAACAGAUAUGUUAAUAAUAGUAAUGGUUCCAAUAAAAACUUCUCUAAUAACAAUGGGGGUGUUAAGAACCAAUAUUAUGGUACCCGUAGAGAUAGCUCUGAAAAGGGUCAGUUUUCUACAGGUACCAAUAUUAACACAUAUGUUACAGGAAAUGAUGACAAUUCCAAACCUAGUCAUGCAAAGAACAAUAAGCCUGAAAAAAUACACCAAAAUCAGCAACAACAUCAACAACAAAAUCAACACCAAUCUAAUCAGCAUUCUAAGCAAGUAAAUCAGAGACAGACGACCUCUAAUUACCAGCAAAAACACCAGGUGUACUCAUCAUCGAGCCACAAUAGCCACCAUGAAGGGAGAUACAAUCAAGACAGAAGAGGAAGAGGAUAUGGGUAUUCAAGUAGUAGGCAGCAUAACCAGGGGGGACCCUCUGGAGGAAGCUACGAUUUGAAUAGAAAGCAACUGCCCCCACCUAAUUCAAAUGGGAAUGCUGGCGGGAGUUCGCAUGGCUCUAAAAUUAGGCCCAAUCAGCACAAUAAAUCACAACAGUUCCAGUCCGGACCUCCAAGUGCAGGUGGUAUUGCGGAGAAUACCAGUAACACUAACACAAAAAUAGCCGUAACAGCUACUACAACCAAUUCUACAAGUACUGCUGUAUCAGUACCCAAUGUUGUCAGUACUAAUAAUACAACCUCAACCACCACAGUCGAUUCCACAAAUCCAAAUGUGGCGGUCACGACCAAAGAGGAAGGAGGAAAACACUACUCUUCCCAAAACAAUAGUGGAAUUAGUACUUCCAGAAAGGAUUUCCAUGGGAUUACAAACAGAAGAGGAGGGGAUUCACACUACCAUGGCCACAGCAAACAACAAAGCGUUCGAGACAAUUCAAACUAUAAUCAACACAAGGAUAAUGCUGGAAAAGGUGGACUUCAUGGGAGUCAUCAAAAAGACAACGAGGUACCAAACAAGGAGUUGAGGGCAACUUCACACAAGGGUUUCAUAAGUGGCAAGCCAGGAGGAGCUGCUAUGAUCUCUGACUCAGAACAAAAGCCAGCGGCAAAUCUUGAAUCUAGACAAAAAAUUCAGCCACAAACUCAACAACAAGCUCAGCAACAGACUCAAACUGAGUCGCAGAAAUUACCCAAUUCUCAACAAGUCACUAGUCAAAAUUUUGGCGCUGAACAUAGGGGUACAGCAAAAGGAGACUCAAGUAUUCAGAAGGGAAGAACCGAGCAUAAUCAAAAUCCGAGUGCUACUACAACUAACUAUAACAACCAACAUAGUAACCAUCAUGGUAAUCAACACAGUCAUCACAACCAUCACCAUGGUAAUAAUUAUCACUUUUCCAAUAAUAGUGGAGGGGCUUCUUGGAAGGGACAAAGUGGCGCGGUUCACACACAUGCGCGCCAUGGGAGAUAUUCGGGGCCUAAGAAUGUGGGGAAGGGCCCAAAUGCAUACAAUGGCGGUACUGGCCAGAAUUUGGCGUUUUCAAAACAACCUACAGAGGGAGGUGGAAACCAUAGUUUCACACAUAAUACAACAGGAAAUACGAUUUCGGAAGACUUGAAAAAGAAGAAAGGCAAGAAAAGAUUUAACAAGAAUGUGAGGAACCUAUCGGGAGUCAAUGGAAGCCAAAUAAAUGGUCACCAAAUUGGCGGGAAUAACAAAGAGAGGGGCAAAUAUGGGUCUGGGGAGCAGUUGAGGACGCAUGGUGGAGAAGGAUUUUCUGCUACUUUACCUGAUGAGAAUGAACCAAAGAACAUAUCUAAUAAGAUUCAAAGUGGAGCUCCUCAGUACACUUCUGGUACUGAAAUUAUUCCAGAAAAGGGGAAAGUAACUGAACACAAAAAGAAAUUUUCGGGGAGCUUGAAUGAGUCAGAUAAUAUUGGAACUGGAAAGAGUACUACUACUUCGGGUUCUGCCAAUGGAAAGUCAGCUUCCCAGGAACUUGAGAAGACCCUGGACAGGAAUAGUGGUAAGUCAACCGACUGUAAUGCUAAUAAUGCUGUUGUUGCUAAUGGUGACAUGAUGGGAAUAGAAAAGGUCGAACCAAAGACAACCAGAGAUUCGGAAAGAAAAGAGAAAAUAGGUUCACUAACUCCAGCCCCUGAAACUAAGGAGGGUGAUGCCAACAAUAUUAGCAGUGUCAAUAACACUUCCACUGCCAAUAGUGGUAGUAGCAGUAGUAGUGGCAGCAGUAACAGCAGUAGUAGUAGUGGAGUUGUUGGUCCAUGGAGACGAAAUCUCCACGGAGGUCAAGCUGUGGACUCCUUGGAAACAGUAAGGAGAACUGUGAAGAGCCUCUUGAAUAAGAUAACUGUGGAAAAAUUUACAGUGAUAGCAGAGAAACUUGCCGUGUGUAUUGACGAGAUUAAGAAUGUGGAUGAGCUGGAAGAAUUGGUGAAGCAAGUGCUGGACAAAGCAAUAACAGAACCGGACUUUUCAGAAAUGUAUGCUGAUUUAUGUCAGAUACUUAAGUGGAGGAGUCCAUCACUUGUAAGUAGGGAUGGUAAAUCAACUAUAGGCUUUAGUAGAGCCUUGUUAGCAAGGUGUGAGCAGGAAUUUAAGAAUAUGCCUCGCAGUAUGACUCCUACAGAAGAGGAGCGCGAGAAGUACGAUUCAGAAGAACUGGUGAUAUUGUAUAGGAAGCGAAAGUUACACGUUUUGGGGAUAAUCCGACUUAUUGGAGAACUCUUCAUUAGAAAGAUGUUUCCAAUGAGGAGUUUGAAUGAACUAGUUUUUGAUUUGGUAAUGAUACAAGAGAAUCCUGACGAGUAUGCUAUAGAGUGUCUCUGUCAAUUAAUUAUGACUACUGGAUACUACUUGGACUCUAAUGAGAAAUCUCAAAUGAUUGUAGAUCAAUGGUUUGGAAGGCUUAAAGAAUUACAGAACACGUCUAUUUCUACAAGAUUAAAUUGUUUAAUCCAAGAUGUAUUUGACCUUCGAAAACAUAAGUGGGUCAAAAAGGUCCAUAAACAAAAGGCUAAAGCUCUAGCCGAUAUUUUGAAAGAUAUAGAUGUGGAGGAUGUCCUUGGUGGAGCAGCAAUUGCUGCACAAUAUGGCUCAGUUGUGGUGGUUGGAGAAAGGUCCAACCUCGUCGGGAAUUCGGCUUAUUAUAACUACAUGACUUCUCAAGAAGAACUUUACAUUUCAAAACAAAAGAGCUUGCAAAAGCAAUAA